Molecule: messenger RNA, 843 nt
Organism: Morus notabilis
Lineage: Eukaryota; Viridiplantae; Streptophyta; Magnoliopsida; Rosales; Moraceae
Product: putative nuclease HARBI1
Exons: 3
Coding region: 1-843 (280 amino acids)
Source: RefSeq, a predicted model, not a curated record
AUGGGUGCAGCUGUAGCAACUUAUGUUUGGUUAGACUUGGAAAGACGGCCAAGGCAUAUAUCUUCUCUAAGGGGCAUAGACAAGAACUGCGUGGGUGCAAUUGACGGGACUCAUGUACCUUGUACACCGAUUGGUGUUGACAAUCCGACAGCUUAUCGAAAUAGGAAGGGUGUCAACUCCCAGAACAUAAUGGCAGCCUGCUCUUUCGAUAUGAAGUUCACCUACAUAUUAUCUGGUUGGGAAGGCUCCGCACAUGAUGCACGAGUGCUCGCGGAUGCGGUUGGAACGCCUAGGUUUAAGUUCCCACAUCCCCCGCUAGGAAAGUACUAUCUUGUUGAUUCGGCGUAUGCGAACAAUGACUAUUUUCUAGCUCUGUACCGAGGCGGGACAUAUCAUUUGGCUGAUUAUAGAAGGAGAACCGGUGGAUUUCAGGGACCUAGAGAUAUUUUUAACUACAAACAUUCAUCCUUAAGAAAUUGUAUUGAUAGAACAUUCGGGGUUUGGAAGGCUAGGUUCCCUAUCCUAAGGCGUCCAAAUAAUAGUUAUCCAAUGAAAAAACAAGUGAAGAUCCCUGUGGCGUGUGCAAUAUUACAUAAUUUCAUCCACAUAGUUAGUGAAGGGGACCCGCUUCUAAAUCAAUACUACCGUGAUGGUGUACCGGUAAGUGAAAUAGAUCCAAACAAUACAGAUGAAUUUGAUGAUGAUGACUAUGAUGGCAAUGUCCCUGAGGGGCCAGUUGUAACAGGAGCUAGUGUUAGCCACAUAGAGAUGAGUCGAUUUAGGGAUCGCCUUGCAAAUGAAAUGUGGGUAGAAUAUAAGAAAAGCUGUGGGAAACAAGUUUGA